GAGUUCUGUGGGUGGGGCAACUUCUCUUAGUUGUUAGAGCAGCUCGUCAGAUAUGUUUACAAACAAGACGAAAUCUUGGUUGCAAAUUUCAAGAAAUCGUUCCAGUCAAAUCGACCUUCCCCAAAUAAACCCAUUGUUUUUUCACCUACUGUGAAUGCGAGGAAGAUGCGCAGAAGCAGAAUGUUAUAAUCUACAGCCAUCUUUCUUUAAACAGUAGACAACACCCAGAAGAUCCCUCAUAAAAACCAGAGAUUGGAGACGAAAGGGAUACUCAUACACUCACCGGAGAAAUUUUAAAACCCCCAUUUCGUUCUCCGUUUCUUUCGUUAAGAUGGCAUUGAUAGGAAACUCAUUCAAGUUGCACCAGAACAAUUCCCUUUCGGGGAUUUCAAGAAUGACGCAGUCACAAUCGUUGAGAGUAUCAAUUCAUCUUCCGAAGGUAGUAGCGAUGAUGAACUCGAACACCCGACUGGAAAGAAACGUCAGCGUUUCAGUGGAGAGCGUUGUAAACGAGUUGAAUGCUCCGACGGCCGUCGAAGUCGUCGACCCUACAUCGAAACAACAUCCCACCGCCGUUGGCGGUGGCGUUGAGGACGCGUACGGCGAGGAUACAGCUACAGAUGAGCAAUUCGACACCCCUUGGUCUGUUUCCGUUGCCAGUGGGUAUUCAUUGCUGCGAAACCCACGUCACAACAAAGGUUUAGCAUUCAGUGAGAAAGAAAGGGAUGCUCAUUACAUACGUGGGCUACUUCCUCCAGUUGUUGUUAAUCAAGAUCUUCAAGUUAAAAAGAUGAUGGCUAACAUUCGACAAUAUGUAGUACCUUUGCAUAAAUACCAAGCCAUGAUGGAUCUUCAGGAGAAAAAUGAAACGUUGUUCUAUAAGCUACUAAUCGAAAAUGUUGAGGAGCUUCUCCCAAUUGUCUACACUCCAACAGUUGGUGAAGCAUGCCAAAAGUACGGAAGUAUCUUCAAGCGCCCACAGGGUCUAUUUAUUAGUUUAAAAGACAAGGGAAAGAUUCACGAAAUACUAAAGAAUUGGCCUGAAAAAGAUAUUCAAGUGAUUGUAGUGACGGAUGGAGAGAGAAUAUUGGGAUUAGGAGACCUCGGUUGCCAAGGUAUGGGAAUACCCGUUGGGAAGCUAUCUCUUUAUACUGCUCUUGGAGGAAUUCGUCCUUCACUUUGUUUGCCUAUAACCAUAGAUGUGGGCACAAACAAUGAGAAGUUGUUGAACGAUGAAUUCUACAUUGGUUUGAGGCAAAAAAGAGCAAAAGGGCAGGAAUAUGCUGAACUUAUGAAUGAGUUUAUGUCUGCUGUGAAGCAAAGAUAUGGUGAGAAAGUUCUUGUUCAGUUUGAGGAUUUUGCUAAUCACAAUGCAUUUGAUCUUCUUGCAAAAUACAGUUCCACACACCUUGUUUUCAAUGAUGAUAUACAGGGGACAGCAUCAGUGGUUCUUUCAGGGCUUAUUUCUGCAUUAAAAUUAGUUGGUGGAUCUUUGGCUGACCAUAAAUUUCUAUUCCUUGGAGCUGGAGAGGCUGGCACAGGCAUUGCUGAACUCAUAGCACUUGAGAUAUCAAAACAGACAAAAGUUCCAUUGGAAGAGACUCGAAAGAAGGUUUGGCUUGUUGACUCAAAGGGGCUAAUUAUUAAAUCCCGGUUGGAUUCACUUCAACAUUUCAAGAAACCGUGGGCCCAUGAACAUGAACCUGUAAAAGAACUUCUUGAUGCUGUCAAGACGAUCAGGCCAACUGUGUUGAUUGGAUCUUCAGGGGCAGGACAGACAUUUACUAAAGAAGUUAUUGAAGCUAUGUCGUCUCUUAAUAAGAAACCUGUUAUUCUUGCUCUUUCCAAUCCAACUUCACAAUCUGAAUGUACUGCUGAACAAGCUUAUAACUGGAGCCAGGGUCGUGCAAUAUUUGCAAGUGGGAGUCCUUUUGCUCCUGUUGAGUAUAAUGGAAAAAUCUAUGUAUCCGGACAGUCGAAUAAUGCAUAUAUUUUCCCUGGAUUGGGUCUGGGGUUGAUAAUGUCUGGGGCGAUUCAUGUUCAUGAUGAUAUGCUUUUGGCAGCUUCUGAAGCUUUGGCUGAGCAAGUUACACAAGAGCAUUUAGACAAUGGACUAAUUUACCCUCCGUUUACUAAUAUACGCAAGAUUUCUGCUCAUAUUGCUGCUAAAGUUGCAACCAAAGCAUAUGAACUUGGCUUGGCAAGUCGGCUUCCUCAACCAGAAAACUUGGUAGCUUAUGCCGAGAGUUGCAUGUAUAGCCCUAGCUAUCGAAAUUAUUGUUAGGUUUUUUGAUAAAAGAAUGGUUGAUUCAGCUCCUUAUGUUGUUUUAGAUAGAGUAGUUUUGUAUGUUAAUUAUGUCAUCUUUUGAAACCUCUAUAUGCUUUUUAUAUUAUAUUAGACUGAACAGAAAA
Lactuca sativa (garden lettuce) is the source of this 2412-nucleotide messenger RNA. Its product is annotated as NADP-dependent malic enzyme, chloroplastic. Gene Ontology annotation, biological process: malate metabolic process; pyruvate metabolic process. The record is from RefSeq and is a predicted model, not a curated record. Gene Ontology annotation, cellular component: chloroplast. NCBI's taxonomy places the organism in Eukaryota, Viridiplantae, Streptophyta, Magnoliopsida, Asterales, Asteraceae. Gene Ontology annotation, molecular function: malate dehydrogenase (decarboxylating) (NADP+) activity; NAD binding.